CUCAAUUGUUCUGGUAUAUGUAUCAUGCAGCGCUGUGAGAUACUCACGUCUGCUGGAGCGUAGCAGACGAUCUCCCAAGGCGGGAACUUCCGCGUGCGCGGUUAUGCUCACGGGAUACACGAAAGGAAACACAACCAUCCAUUUGGAAGAUGUCACUCCAGUGGACAGGGCUCGUUGUUGGGGCCUACUUUAUAGCUGUUGUGAUCACGUCGGGGGCUGAGGAAUAUGUUGUCCGAGACACAGCUUAUGGACAAGUCAGAGGCAUUGUUAAAACUGUGCUGGGUUCCAAGAAGGUUGAGCGAUAUUUUAGGGUCCCGUUUGCUGCACCACCUGUGGGAGAACUGCGAUUCGAGAACCCUGAGGAACCAAAGUCAUGGGAGGGAAUUCUGAACGCCACAGUCAAGCCUCCAGCGUGCCCCCAGACAGAAUCAGAGUGGUCUUAUGUUCACAUGCACGUCCCUGGGUACACCGACAGCGACGAAGACUGCCUCUACAUCAACAUCUACGUUCCACAGACAGGUGGCGCUGACAGCAAGAUGGCGGUCCUUGUGCACAUUCAUGGUGGUUCAAACGAAGUCGGCAUGGGAACGAUGUUCGAUGGCGACGUUUUGGCAGCUCUUGGAGAAAUUAUUGUUAUUAAUUUUAAUUACAGACUCGGGCCAUUCGGGUUCCUGAGUGGCGAGCGACCAGAGUUUCCGGGGAACUAUGGGCUAAUGGAUCAGACUGCAGCGCUCAAAUGGGUAUCCAAAAAUAUUCAUUUUUUUGGAGGUGACCCAACCAAGGUCACCGUGGAAGGUCACAGUGCGGGAGGAGGAAAUGUCGGUUUUCAUGUCGUGUCACCUCACUCAAAAGGACUGUUCCGGUACGCCAUCCUACAGAGUGGGUCACCGACGGCUUACUGGGCCCUCCUCCGGCCUCCUGCUAAUGCCAUCUUCAGAACAAUUCGCUUUGCCGAGAAACUUGGCUGUUAUGCCGAGCAGGAUAUGCAGAAACUGAAGCAGUGUCUGAAGACCAAAGACUGGAAGGACAUCAUAAAGGAGGAAUAUGAUUACGUGCCAGGGAUGUACAACUUCUCCCCCGUCAUCGAUCAGCAGUUCCUACACAGUGACCCAGAGACACUUCUGAAAGACGCCGACUUGAACGGCGAAGUCUUCAUGACAGGUGUUACCCGAGAUGAAGGGUCGCUUACAGCUGUCAGGGUUAACGAGAAAAUGGAUAUUAAGCUGACGCCGUGGUUUGUGGAAGCCGUCACGACAAUUGACAUCGAUAUAGACCUUGUUGUCCACGAAUAUAAACCAUGGAAAGACCCUGAUAAUAAGACGGCUAACAUCAUCGGACUCUCUGACGUUGUUGGUGAUUCAACCUUUGUUGCUCCCGCCAUUGAUGUCGCAAAACGUCUAGCGCAGAGGACAAAGAACGUAUAUUUUUACUCAUUUGAGUAUCACUCUCAAGUUUCCAUGAAACCAUCAUGGCUGGGUGUACCCCAUGGGCGAGACCAGUUCUACCUGUUUGGCUACCCUUUUACUGGACACCCUCUGUACGUAUACACUGAGGAGGACAGGCAGGUUAGCAAAGUCCUCAUCAACAUGUGGAGCAAUUUCGUGAAAAAUGGGAGACCAUCCUUAACUACUGGAGAUAAUCAAAUAGAUUUCGAAGCUUUUGACGCUCACAACCAAACCUAUAUGAAAAUCAACGGCAUUGAAGGCAACGGGACAAUAACAACAGACCAGAGACUACGUCCCCGCCAGGUGGCGUUCUGGAACUCACUGCUUCCGCGAAUGCGCAAUAAAGAACCGGAAGUGAAGACAGAAGCAUAUGGAACAGUAACAUGGGUUUUAAUCGUUCUAUGCGUUAUCUUGUUUAUAUGUAUGGUUGUAAGUAUUGCGUGCGCUGUACAUAUUCGCCGUCAUAAUUCACCACCAACCUAUGCAGUAUAACGUAAUCUGUUAAUAGGGAACUUGGUAGUACAUCUUUAUCAACGGUUUUCAUCAUUAUCAGUGCAUGCGCUCAAUGUGCCAUAUGUUGUUAUGCAGAGAUUAAAAAAAGCAAAAGUAAGAAAUGUAGCGUGCGUCUUGAUAGUUGUAUGUGGCGUCUUUCAGUUCCUUGUUCAUUUGAUAUAUAGGUUAUAUAUGGUUAUUCCAAUAGUUAAACGCGGAUUUAUAGAAACAUCGUAGAAAAGUAGGUUAAAAGCCAUAUGUAUAUACAAUAUAUGAUUAUCAAGGUAUGGACUGUAGGCCUACAUCUGAAAUGUGUUUUUCCUUAAGAUCGCUUUACAUCUGCAGUGGAAAUGAACCUGAGAAAAUAAAUGCAAAGCAGAAGUAAAAGCAUAACUUUGCAGUUUGUUUAAAUGCUAUUCUCAUAUUCUCUUAUGUAAGUGUGUGUUCAUCAUCUGUAUGGGGCUAAAGUUCUCCCGAUAAACAGAAAUGAUAACUAAGAACUUGAUCACAGUUACUGGUGAACUGUGUUUCAGCAUUACUCACAAAAGCAAUAUUCUACUUGUUCCAUGUUUUGAUUGUUUGCGUCCUCGCUCAGAAAUAUCAAUAAUCAUUAAUAAUUAAUUGCUAAUUUCUGGUAUAAGAACUGAUAUGAUACCUUAUUGUUCAAUAUGUUCUGACCUUAAACAAUCCCAUAUAUGGUGGGAACAGGACGUCUCUCUAACGCCCGUUGGGUAGCCUAGUGGUUAAAGCGUUCACUCGUCACGCCGAAGAACCGUGUUCGGUUCCUCACAUGGGUACAAUAACUGAAGCUAUGCUUCUGGUGUUCCCCGCCGUGAUAUUGCUAAAAGCGGCGUAAAACUAAACUCACUCUCUCUUUUAUAGACAUACACUUUGAUCACAAUGGGUGUUAGUUUUAGAAAAAGCAGCAUUUUUGAAUUAUGUUUAGAACUUUAAGUCAUUAAUAGUCUGGACUUGUACUGGUGAACCAAUCACUACGACUAAAAUGCGUUACAUAUUGAAAGUGAGAAUCGCUUUAAAAUAAGUAGUAAUAUUGAACGUCUACUGUUAUAACUGUCCAUACAAUCACCAUUUUAAUAUAACCACAUGUACAUAAACAUGUUUUUAUAGUGUUUUAUUAACAUUUCAUGACCGUCAUUGUUGAACCGUGAAAGACAUGCCAUGCUGCCUCAGACAGAAAUAAAGCAUCUUGAAAGUGUGUGGCAACAUGCAGUUCUUUUGCGGUUCCAACUGCAAUGUCAAUAUCGCUUGUGGUGUGUCCCUCUUUGGAUUGUACAUGUGAACGUUGUAUCACAAAAUCAGUUUCUUCCACCAAUCGUUGUAGUAUUUGAGACAGGGAGGCUGUACCCAAAGGUAUUGUGCGGGUGUUUUAAUUCUAGGUCUGGUUGUUGUAUUGUUAUAUUGGGAUGUUCCUAAAAUGGCUAAAGGAGAAUUUGUAUAGUCCUUUUAUCGGGAACUAGCCCAUUUACCUACGGUACUCAAACUUAAAACGAUUGCCUUUGCUUAUUGCCACAUAACAUCUGUUGUAGAGUGUUUAGUCCCUUUUUCACGUCUAUUUGAUAAACGUUUAGUCCACAUUUUACCUUACCAAGAUAUUUGGGUCACAUUAAAAACCUUGCGGCUGUCUGUCUGCUGGAUUGUGUUAAAGUCGUCGGUCUUAGGGGAUAUAAACUUAUAUUGGAUCUCUGCCCCACAUCUUUCUAAUUGAAUUUCACAGGUACACAGAAAAGAUAAGCUGGAUAGCCUCAUACGUGAUUUACAUAAGUUUAUGUAACCGAAAGGUGAAGAGACCUGAUAUUGUCGACUAUACUUGCCGUUGUUAAAUGGCAGGGUAAAGUUUCAGGAUGCCCUGUAAUGGAGUUUUGUUGUACCCGCAUCCAUGGUUGUUCGUAUGCCGGCGAUUUGUGUUUUACUUACUCAAAGUAUGAUUAUAUAUGUGUCAUUAUAUUCAAGUGAAGCUUAAACAGAUAUUGCAUGUGUAGUUUCGGAUUGUAAAAUCGUAAUUUACUAAGUAUGUAAUGAUAAGAUAUGUCACUUACUUCUAGUGUUGAGGGUAUUGAAACAGUAUGCCGAAGAACAUUGAUAGCAUCAUAUUCCAAUGUUUUACAGUUAAAGAAAUUAAUGCAUUUUCGACAUCUCUUCUGAGAGUAGAAGGUCUAUAGAGCUGAACUAUGUAUUAAUGAUUUCAGAAAUGGUUUUCUAAAUGCAUCUCCCAGAAGGCCAGUCCGACUUUAAACAUAGCUGCGGGUCGGUGGGUUAGGCGAGUUGUUAGAGCGUUUGCUCGUCACAGCGAAGACCCGGGUUGGACACACUGGUACACACAUGUGUGAAAGUCAUUUCUGGUGUUCGUGAUAUUGUUUCAAUGUUACAAAAAGCGGCGUAAAGUCAGACUCACUCACCUAAUUAAACACGGUUGCCAUUAUUUCUUUAUACCGUACCGUCAAGUAGUAAUUUGAGACUUGAAAGAAAUGUUUCUGAAUGAUAUACUGUUGUGCUGACAACAUGAUGGCGACACACCAUCGAAGUAACGUUUGCUUCUGAGUAGAGAUGAAACAUUAAAGUAGUUUCCAUAAUGGUACCAAAUAUAAUUCUUGACAGUUCGUGUGUAAUUUGUUCAGUCUUCAUGUUUUAUUCAUUCAUAAAGUUAUCAAUAUUACAACGUGUAAUGAGUCACUGAGAAUGGUUUUACGCCGCUUUUAGUAACAUUCCAGCAAUAUGGGCUUCACACAUUGUACCACUGUGGGGAAUGGAACCCGGAUCUUCAGCGUGACGAUGGCCCAGAUGGUAAGGAUGCUUGGUAAGGCUUGUAUACUAUCAUAUCUCUAUGGUUACAGCAUUGUUUCAUUACACUUGUUACCACGCACAACUUUUAUUCGUUUAAUGUCUUGUCUAUUUUUUUUUAUGGAUAACAUUUGGCUAUUCAAACUACUGAUCCCUCUUGUCUCUUUUGUUAUUAAACGAUCAAUCUUCUAGCUAGUAAACGUAUAUGUGGAUUAAACAUUUAUGAGUAUACUUAAAUAGGCAGAAUGUGGUAUAUGCACUAUUCUGUAGUUUUGACCUUCUGACUUUACAUUUUACAUGGCAAUUCAAAACGACUUGUCUCAGAUAUGGAAGUACUAGGCGAAAAGACUCCUAUCACUCUAUCUGUUAAUGAAAUAUGAUAGACACUGCAUGUAAUAGUAUAACAGAUGCUGUGACACAGCUGAACAUAUGUACAUUUACAAGACCUCAUACAUGCAUUUGCACCGUUUCAAAUGUUUUUAUUGUCUCUUUCUUAUUUUCAAAUCAUUUAUAUUUUGUCCUGACCAAAAACAAAUAUUCGACAAAUAAGUUUUCAAGUGAGCUUCUGUACCUCACGGCUCCACUACUUGGACACGUACAAUUUCUUAUUUUUCUACUUUACUUCAUAAAAAUGCUUAUGUUAUAUACAUAGAAUAAACAUUUCUGGACCGUUA
This is a messenger RNA of Haliotis rubra (blacklip abalone), 5410 nucleotides long. RefSeq names its product acetylcholinesterase-like. Bases 150 to 1937 code for a protein of 595 amino acids. NCBI's taxonomy places the organism in Eukaryota, Metazoa, Mollusca, Gastropoda, Lepetellida, Haliotidae. Gene Ontology annotation, biological process: presynaptic membrane assembly; neuron cell-cell adhesion; chemical synaptic transmission. Gene Ontology annotation, cellular component: synapse; cell surface. The record is from RefSeq and is a predicted model, not a curated record. Gene Ontology annotation, molecular function: neurexin family protein binding; signaling receptor activity. The transcript is spliced from 11 exons.